AUAAUCAAUCUAAAAUCAAUCAAGUUCAAAAAUAAAUUUGAGUAAAUGCUGUAAAAAAAAUUUCGACCCUUCGUCGCUUCCUGUCGAAACAAUGGGUAUGAAAGUUGAAAUUAAUAUAAUCAGCUCAAAAAUCAGUGUAAUUUAUUAAUUAAACUUACUUUGGAGACACAAUAUGAGCAGCUACUUAUGUUGUUUUGGCCGCAUUACCUACUUGAGAUGAUAAUGGCAUUCCGCAUAUUGUUGGGGGUGAAGCUCGCGCGGGAAGCUCUACGGCCAGUCAUCGAACGGCGGCGAGCGCAUGCGCGGCCACUGGCGUCCCUUGGGGUUGCUGGCUCAACAUGAAUAGCACAAUUCUUUCUGUUAUUAGAGUUAUCACCGAAUGAAAAGUUCAGGCACAAGUUGGAGGCAAUUCAGUUUUAAAUCAUUUAAGCCAGAAUCUCUCAGAUAUCUAAUUUCUUUCACUACUGUUUUAAACAGUUACGUUAAGUUUUUGCAAAAACUGACCUUGUAAAAUUAGGUUUUGUAUUUAUAUGAUGUUUUUGCUUUAAUUUGUCGUAUAGUAUUCUAAAUAUUUUCCUCACCUUUUCAAAUGUAAGCUAUGUAAGUAUGUACAAGCAAAGCACCUCACGUGAAUGCUAGUAAAUAAGCGGCGUUACGCUUGCAACUCGCGUCCAACAGAGUCCUGUCAUUUAGUGAGCGGCAGUGCGCGGCAUCGCGCGUUGCAGGCGCCAGCCGGAGCACGGCCACCUGCUCAUGUGACAACACGGAGCGGAGCUUGGCGGGCGCGUCUCGUGCUAGUGGCAGGAUGCGGUGGCGCGCUCGUUCCACCACCUCGCGCGCCAAGGAGCGCGCGAACAUAAGCUUCUUCAUCUUUAUCAUGUUCUUCGCGGUAUUCGGAGUGAUCGUGCUGACGGAACUGCUGCUACUGGAGCGCCCGCCCAUCGCAUCUUCCAGGUCCCGAUAUAGCGACGACGUGCAGGGAUGGGAAGCCAAGGGCGAUUCAGGCGCGGAAGGCACGGACCCGCCGCCACCGGCGCACGCUCCACUCGACGCCGUCUGGCAGCCAGUCGCCGGCACUCGGUUCAAAUUCUUCGUCUACUCCGCGUAUGUGGAGCGACGGACGGUGGGCGCGGUGCGGAUCAUAGCGGCGACCAAGACACGCGGAGCAGACACCGUGGUCUGUCGCUUGUGGCUGCUGGACAACCGCACGAUUACUGUCAAGGCUAGAGUUAAGCCUAUACGCGAAAAUUGGAACCUCAAGUACAGCGCGACGUACGUGCUAUGUAGCCUGAGGGACACUGGCGUGAAACCGCAGGAGACUGCUGGCGCAGCAGUGGCCGUGAUGUCUAGCGCGCACACGCAUAGCGCGCCCACCAACCUACUGCCUGUGCUCGACACCACGCCCAAGAGUGGCAUCGAGGAAAACCUACACGUCUGUGUUAAACCAUUCCAUUACUCCUACGCCAGAGACGACUGGCUGGUGGAGUGGUUUGAGCUGAACCGUCUACUAGGGGCGAGUCACUUCUACAUGUACAAUGCCUCACUGAGCGCCCCCGUAGCGUGCCUGUUAGAACAAUACCGGCGAGAGGGACUCGUCACGCUGUUACAGUGGAAACUGCCGCUAGUUUCUAAAGUAGAGAUAAGAACGGAGGGCCAAUUUGCAGCGUUUAACGACUGCCUGUACCGCUCCAUGUCCACGGCAGGCUGGCUUCUGGUGAUCGACGUGGACGAGGCGGUGCUGCCGCGCCGCGAGCGCACGCUGCCGGCACUACUCACUGCUCUGCGUGCCUCAUAUAAUACGCCCGCGAAGGCACCCUCGGCGUUCAUUUUUAGGAACGCCUUCUUUUACUUGCGGUGGGAGGACGACGCCGACGCGCCGACGCCGCUGCUGACGUCACGGAAAACUCGCCGCUGGGCUGCACCGCACGCACUCAAGCACCGCAGCAAGUACGCCGUGCGGCCCAGCGACGCUAUCGAACUCGGCAACCACUUCCUCUGGGAGAUGGCUCCGGGAGCCAGUGCUGUAGGGGUCGCCACUGACCGCGCGUUGCUACAUCACUAUCGGAUGGCAUGCGAAUUCGGAGGUAUGCAGUGUAUCAUGGUGCCAUCCACAAUCGAUCGCACUGCUCACCGGUGGGCAGAAGAGUUGAUGGCGCGAGUUACUACGGUGAAGCAAAAACUAGACAAGGUUUGCCCAGCGUAGGCUAUCUAUACGGUACAAAGCUGUCUAGGGAACUGGUGGACACCUGAUGUGCCGAAAGUAUACACAAUUUCUACAAGGGAAGAUUUCAGUAACUUCUGUAAUUUUUGUAUGGAGAUUGAAAAUUCCUAUUUCCAAAGUAUAAACUUCCAUGAUUUUUUUCCCGCAAUUUGCACAUCAGUAGUGGACUGUAAAAAAAGCGUGUAUGAUGGAGAUAACUUGCCAACCGGUUUACUUGCACUCUCGGAAUAAAUAUGGGAAUAACAUUUUCAAAUAAUAAAAGUAAAAAUUGUAUUGUGCCAAAAAAGUGUAAAAGGAAAAGUCGCAAUGGGCGAUAGUACCUUACGAAAUUUUAAAUUCAUUCAACACGCGGAGUUCAUCGUCCAUCGGUUCAAGGGCCACAAGGUCCGGGGUUGCUCAAGUAAAUAAUAAUUCCAUCAAUUCCAUAAGUACAGGAUUUUUUAACAGUGACGGGUAUCACAUUCAUAAUGAUGUACGGAAUUUUGAUGAUGUAGUUCAACGUUAGAAAUUAUCCGAAAUAUUGUCUUUAUGAUAAGAUGUUUUGAUAAGACAGUAUCGACAUUUUUAAAAGUUAUUUGUGUUUUAACCGCCUUCAAUCGAAUUUUGAGAGAGAUUUCUAAUUUUUUCCCAUUUUUUUUAACCUGAUUUCUCGAAGUUGGCGGGGCCGUUAUACUUAAUGAAAUGUGAAAUGCUUUAUGCAAGUAGGUAUCUACAUAAGGCAAAGUAUGCUAACAUGUUUAUGUUUAUAGUGAUGGAUUUUAACUAGUUUUGCCGGUACCCAAAUGGUUUUAUUAAAAACAUGCAUGAUAUUAUGAUAUUAACACUCAGACCUGAAACUACGAUCGGAGUCACAUAUUUUAUAACGCAUGAAGGUACAAAACUUCGAGUAUGCAGUAAAGAUAACUCCAUCAUGUUGUCUAAAGACACCAGACUAAGUACUUGUUAAAUCGAGUACGUUUCUGAAAACCCUUAUUAGUCGGUCUGGUGUACAUUCACAGAAAGUAGGCCGUUCAUUAUAAUAGUUCGUCUUAUAUAGAAACGAUUCUAGUCGUUCACAUGUAAAAUAUACUAACAAUUUGUAGGUAAACUGUUAAAAUGGUCGUAUAACCCAUUCUUGUAGUUGUUCUAAUGGACUUAAUAAAAUUAAGCCAUAAUAAGUAAGUACGUGUACAAAAUGCUUGAUCUAACUCUAAGUGAACUGAAAUUUGUAUUCGUUUAAAUUAAUGAUUACGAAAAUUGUAUUUACAUAAGGCCUCGUAGGUACAAUUAAUGCCCCAAAUAAUUUUUAUGACACUAUUACUAUAUAAAAAUAUAUUAAAGAGGACCAGCUUUUAGAUAAUUUGUUUUUAUUUUAUUUUCAGAAGUGUACCUUGUUUGUUUAAUAGCUACAUAACAUAAUAUAUUGUACGUGAAUGUAAUGUUGAUGAAUGUUUGCGUCAGCCUAAUAUUUCAUUAUUUGUAUUUGCUCAACAAUUAUUCUAAAGAAUUCCGAUGGCGUUUUAAGGAUAAUUUAAAGUCUGUAAUUACUGUUAAAUGUAUAAGCUAAACUUGUGUAAAGUUAUGUCCACACUAAUGUACAGCCAGCUAUAGGGAUGCUUGAUACCCUGCUUAAAGACUUUUAUGUUCAUGCAAUUUUACAGUUUGCUGUACCUUCAUUUCACGUCUUCAAGUCGUCUUGUUACAAGUGCAUACGACUGACAUGGCCGUGUAUGCAACUUUGGAACUUAUACGCUAUUUCGCUUAGGGCAUGCAUCAUGGGGAAAUAUUUCAUGGAAUAUCUGCCGUGUCGUAUAGAUAGUAGCACUCCAGUCAUGUACAGAUCGAAUAAGCUAUUAGUCAUUUCAUAGACUGUCUUAUUGCGCACCAAAUAACUACAAUGUGAUUUAAACGGAGAUCCUUUAAGUACCUACCUAUCUCCUAGAUUGUGCGUUCCUAUAACUACCUACAUCUAAUGAAUAAGUUGGUUCAUAGUAGCAUUGGUUUGUGUAAAAAAAAACUGCAAUUACAUUACACGUCUACCAUAGUUUAACAAUCAGCCUAAGAUUAAAGUUAAGAACAUCUUUAUUAUAAUUUUUUAUUAUGAGACGUAUUGUUAUUAUCAUUGACACUCUGUAUUUAAAGUAUUAAAUAAUAAAUGGAUGUUGUGAAGUAGAUUCAUUUACCUGAUCUCAAAUAAAUAAAUAAAUAUAUAAUUGUAUAUAAUAAUCAUACAGGUGUCUUUAGAAUUCAUUCGAAAAUGUUUCGUCUCUAUUAGGGUCAUUAAUCACCAGGCUUACCAUGAAUCUUGUAAAUAUUGUAUUAAGCCGUCAGAGUACAUAAGUGCACGUUUUAUAUACUGAAGCCUAUUAUUAUAGUAUCUACUAUUAAAUGAUGUUUAGCUAUUGCUCUUUGUUAGAUUAUUAACAUUAUAUCUGAUAUUAGGAUACCUAUGUAUAAAGUUUACCAUGCGACAAUAUCUAAUGACCUGUUAGAAUGAAAUCCGCUCAUUAUGUAUUUAAUUAAUAUAGUAGUAACAAUGCUACAGUCUACAUUUUCCCAAAGAUAGGACUUUAAAUCAUCAUUACACAGCUUAGUGAGACCUCGAUAAGCCUGCAGCUAUUUUAUAACCCAUGACCGAGGAAAUGUUAAUUUUAACGUCAAAUUUCUAUGGAAUUAUUACGUAUAAAUAAUACACACACCCUGUGCUAUCUUGGUCUAAGUUUAAAACGGUGGAAAUUACUGUUUGGCCUUAUUUAAAUCAAUAUCACAGUAAUUCAAAAUGAUGUUGGUGUAUAAAAUGACAAACUAAAUAUACCAUACUUUUAACGAUAUAUUAAAACGAUUUAAACGACUUAUUCCGGAUAUUAAAUUAGAAAUAUCUAUGUAGGUAUUUAAAUCCCGAUAUUACGUGGCAUUUUCAGCAUUUGUGGUCACGGGGUCUAGUCUAUACCGUUCGUAACUAUCCAUCUAACGUUUAUUAUACGCAUGUUAAUGUGUAUAAAUUAUUUUAUUUCAAAAAACCACCGAUGACAUUUAAUAUUUUUCAUUUAUGAGUAUGUGCAGCUUAUAGCUGAUACGUGCACAUCAAUGUCCUGCACUUGUGCGUAUUUUAGUUUCGAAUUUAUGACUUUGUUUCUUUAAAUCUAUUAAAAGAAAUAACAUUAAUAAGAAUUGAGGUGUUAUUUUGCAGGGAACGAAGUCCCUAUUAUGCAAUUGGGUAAGCAUCCACCAGAGCUGAGCUAGAUAGCGGAACGACGCACGAGGAAAAUCUACCACAAACAAUGCAUUGCAUACGCCAAGAAAAACGCACGCACCAAUGGGAACGCUUCCUUGCAUUGCUCCACGAUCUCGCACAGCUUUGGCGGAUGUUCACCUUUAAAAUAAAUGACAUCGGUAUCGACCGUAUGGUUUAGACUAUUUGCUCACUUAUUCAAUUGUCUACAUUCCUGUAGAUUUAAGAAGUGGGGCUGUACUAUUAAAACAUAUCAUAAAACUUUUACAUGUUAUAUUAUUCUUUGAUUAAAAUCUGCUUUCAAAGUUUCACAUUGAAGGCUUUCACAGUACUUACGAGUAUAUGGACUAAAUUAAGUAUGAUUUACUGUAGGUAUUUAAUAGGGAAUAUUACGCAAAGCUCUGCGUAGGAUUAGCCACUAGCACAAACCGUAAUCAAACCUGUUUGAUGCAUCAAAGUCAUAUUUAUGCGUACCUAACAAAUAAUAUGUAAAAACUUGACAAAAAACUAUUUACGGUAAUACGAGUAUACAGAGUGUUUUUUUUUUUGAUAAAAUCGCAAACUUAAACUAGACAUAGGUGCUAUAAUACGAUUAUAAAAGAUUUUUUAAAUUUAGCGUUAAAUUCCAGAGCAUAAUUCAUUUUUGAUAUGUUUUCGAGCAGCAAUGUAUUUCGUACAUCAUAGUCACUUGUGACGUCGCGUCAUUAAAUGUGACGUUUUGAGUUAAAACAAAGUAGUAAUACAUUGCUUGUUGAAUUAUUUUAUAUGGAAAAAUAAAAGCUGUCUGUUUUUUAUAAAACCUAUGAAAGUGUGUUCAUUAUAGCCGAAACUAACUAUUACCCUUUGGUUACGCAGUGGUAUCAAAAAUACCCGCUGUAUAAGUUCCUUCUAUGGUGUACAGUUUGUGCUAGUGCUGCACUCUGACGGCAGAACAUUGCAGUAAUACUCCCUGUUGCAUUUAAUUCAGUCGGUUUUUCAGAUACGUCCGGGUGGUUCUUAUUUUAGUUUUGAUUCGCACAAUCAGCAUCACCUAUCAUCCCCAAUAAGUUGCAACGAUCCGCCUGAGUUAAGUGCUGAUAUGCUCUAUCGCUAUUGAUAAAUAACACAUUGUCUAUAUUAUACUUAUUUAUCUAUCGAAAAUUAGUUGCGCUUUUUUGACUGCAUUACGAUGUGCCAUACUACUUUACUAUGUACAGCGAGCUGCAAAAUGGCAUGGACACAUCAUUAAUGGAAUUCAUUUAUAAAGUGGUCAUGCACUUUUGCAGCUGCGUGUACCACCAGCAUCAAUAGUAGCGGAUAGAACAUCGCGCCAAAACUAACUGCCAAGCUCAUGAGAGCUUAGAACUAUGAAGUUUUGGGUACAAAUAGAGACAUCUCUUUAUGAAGGUAAAUCUAUUAGAGAAUGGUCGCUAUUUUUGAUGCUGACUGUAACGUCUAAUCAGGGGGAUUACCGCGAAAACCGAAAUUCGCAAAUUGCGGGGAUCUUUCUCUUUUACUUUAAGACGUAAUUAGAGUAACAGAGAAAAAUGCCCGCAAUUGACGAACUUCGAUAUUCGCGGUUAUAGCCAAGGGGGCCUAGCCAAGAUGACAAUCGUACCUCGACAACCGCCUAACGUUAUGAAAAUUGUAUCGGGAUGACAGAUACUACGAAAGUCACGUGACUAUUUUCAUACAUUAUUUAUGUUUCGAUUGACGUUUUCUUUCAACAACUGUCAUCUUCGCUAGGCACCCCAGCUACGAGUAUAGGGAGCGUGCAUGAACUGUAGGAGGCAGCACAGGAGCCGUCAGAUUUUUGGCGCGAGGCGUAAUGUGAUGUUUAUUGUUCCGAUGUAGUCCACAACAUGGCAGAACCUACUACUUAUGUACAACAAAACACGUGACGUGUAAAUGUACAUGUUUAUGGUUCCGAUCCAGGCCACAAGAUGGCAGACCCUCCAACGCGCACGGUCCCUAUUACACAAAGCAUUAGUAGCGAAAGUAGAUAACAACGCAUACUCACAACCUUUUUGGGUUCGGAAAAUAAAUCGAAGGAAGUAGAUAAGUACAUACAUAAUGUUAGUCCAACUAUAGUCAUGAAAAUUUAAUAAGAACAUGAUUAAUUUAAUUUAACUUUAGAUUAUAUUAUAUUGUUGUUCUAAACCUCGAGAAGCUAAACAGCGUUUGAUAAGACACCAAACGAAGAUUUAGUGGCAAAAAUAUUCUGUGUCUAUAUUUUUAUCUGUGAUGUCUAUUUUAGAGAAGGGUUGUAUUGGAUUCAAGGAAUAACGGAUUUGUUAGCCGAAUAUUUAUAAAGGUCUUUUUUAAUAAAGAAAAAUAUUGACUAAAA
Molecule: messenger RNA, 7758 nt
Organism: Cydia pomonella (codling moth)
Lineage: Eukaryota; Metazoa; Arthropoda; Insecta; Lepidoptera; Tortricidae
Exons: 8
Coding region: 806-2203 (465 amino acids)
Source: RefSeq, a predicted model, not a curated record